CACCUUCAGGUUGGGCCGUACCUUCCCAAAGACACGCACCGCCCUAGUCGAAAGUUGAAGCACACUCGGAGCUCGGAGCGGGGACCAUUGCUCAGCUCUCCCUUCAAUUUCUAUCGCCACCCACCGGUUGGUUCAUUGAAAUUGAAAGGAAGGGCCUCUGGCAAUCCCGGUCCAUCCCAACUGCUCCGAGAACCGCCUGAUUGGAAGUUGCAACGCUGUGUUCCGGCGCUAUUGGGAUGCAUGAAGUAUUAAAGUAGAGAAAUUUUCUCCAGGGUAGUUGCUGCUAUCGAGCGCUGUGAGUUGAAGGACCUUGCCUGAAGACUACUCUCACUGUGAAGCCUUCCUGUUUUCUCAUAAUCCACCCAUGCCUUUGUUUCGAGCGCGUAGUUUUGUAAAAUACUACAUCCCAGUUAGAUUGCGCACAGUUUCGUCAUUUGCUUCAGCGAGUAAUUCAAUAGUAAACCAAACAUCUAUGCCCAAAAAAGUUCUUAUAGAAGAGAAGACAUCCGAUGAAAUCCUGAAUCGUAUUCUUUUUCCGGACGUGGGCCCGAAUGUUUCUAGAGAAGAAGUCUGCGUAGAUUAUGUACGGCAACUUUGUGCCGCAGGAGGUCUUCAGGUUGCUGCCAGGCUGCUGCGAAGUUUAAAUGGUAAGAACAUCUUCUUUGGCCCUAGUCCUUAUAAUUGCAUUUUGGAAGCUGCUGAUAUUAAGAACGAUUUCGAUAUGCUCGCUCAAGUCUUCAAGGAUCUUCUAGUUUCUUGUACGUCCAUAGGAUUGACUUCAUACAUUAUAGUUGGGAGAGCUUUUGGAAAACCCAGAAAUCCUGCAAUGUUAUUGAAUUUUAUCAAAGACAUUUGUGGAUUGGGAUUACCAAGAAUUGACGUAGUUUUGAACAGGAUUAUCUUUGGGCUGGCCAAAUGUGGUCAUGUUGACAGUGCCUUGUUGGUAUUUGAUCACCUCAAGAGUUCAAAAAGCAAACCGAACUUGGUUACUUAUAACACUAUUUUGGCAAUUUUGGGCCGCUGUGGUCGAUUGGAAGACAUGCUACAUGAAUUUGCUUCAAUGACAGCAAUUGAUCUUAUUCCUGAUGUUGUAACAUACAAUACUAUAUUAAACAGCUUGAGGAAGAUGGGUAGGUUCGAUUUGUGUUUGGUGUACUACAAGGAGAUGAGUGACAGAGGAAUUCAGCCAGAUCUGUUGACCUUCAAAGCCUUGAUCGAGAGCUUAGGGAGAUCAGGAAACAUUGAAGAUGCCUUGAAAGCUUUUUAUGACAUGAAAGUUAAACGAAUCUUUCCUUCAAUAUAUAUUUAUCGUGCACUGGUUUUCAGCUUAGAGAGGGUGGGUAAGGCGGGUUUGGCUUUGAAGUUCUCUACUGAGAUGAACAGGCUUUUUCCCGAGAUAGUUGUUCCUAGAAGUUUCCAUUAUGAAAACAGAUAAUUUGCCUGCAGCUUUAAUUUAAGGGUUGUGUGGAUAAACUCUGCGUUUACAUAUAGUUGGCUUAGCCGCUGAAGCCUUAAUCGGUGACAUUUCUUUA
This is a messenger RNA of Andrographis paniculata, 1532 nucleotides long. Its product is annotated as pentatricopeptide repeat-containing protein At1g11900-like. The coding region runs from base 365 to 1435 and encodes 356 amino acids. The record is from RefSeq and is a predicted model, not a curated record. The transcript has a single exon. Gene Ontology annotation, molecular function: protein binding. Lineage: Eukaryota; Viridiplantae; Streptophyta; Magnoliopsida; Lamiales; Acanthaceae.